Molecule: messenger RNA, 6985 nt
Organism: Triplophysa rosa
Lineage: Eukaryota; Metazoa; Chordata; Actinopteri; Cypriniformes; Nemacheilidae
Gene: stxbp5b
Product: syntaxin binding protein 5b (tomosyn)
Exons: 28
Biological process (GO): regulation of protein secretion; regulation of exocytosis
Cellular component (GO): cytoplasm; plasma membrane; SNARE complex
Molecular function (GO): myosin II binding; GTPase activator activity; syntaxin binding
Source: RefSeq, a predicted model, not a curated record
CACAUCCGGGUGUCGCCUCGAGAGCGCACGCGCGUCUCGGUGAUUGCAGCGCUCUGCGUUUCCGCGUUAGCAGCGGGGGGAAGCAACUGAGGCGAGGGUACAGUAAACAUCCAGAUCGGCCAAAUCUAACUGGAUUACGCCGUCCGUGGCACGAUUACGAUGCAAAACAAACGAUAGUCGACCAGUCGUCGUGUUUAGGAAAUGAGUGCGGGAUUAUGACAUCCGUGCAGGCAUGAAGACAGGAUGACAACACCGCCUGACAUGUGAGGCAAAACACAACCACAGCGCGCUUGUGUGGCUGCGUCUCCGCCACCUUCCGUUUAUGCAGAUUUUGCGUUGAAUAUCGCGUUUGCCGGUGGCGAAAUGAAGAAGUUUAAUAUCAGGAAGGUGCUGGACGGCUUGACUGCGGCGUCCUCUUCCUCCUCCGCCGCCGCCGCCGCGUCCACACAGACGGGAAACCGGGAGAAUGACAUGAUUCAGGAGACCAUGCAGUCAGAGCACUUCCAGCUUUGCAAGACAAUACGACAUGGCUUUCCCUAUCAACCCUCUUCUAUGGCUUUUGACCCCGUACAGAAAAUUCUGGCUAUUGGGACACAAAGUGGAGCCCUAAGGCUAUUUGGCCGUGCAGGAGUGGAGUGUUACUGUCAGCAUGAGAGCGGAUCAGCCGUCAUCCAGCUGGGCUUUCUUGUCAAUGAAGGGGCGCUGGUUAGUGCUUUGGCAGAUGACAGUAUUCAUUUAUGGAAUCUGCGGCAAAAACUACCAGCCAUUCUCCACUCGCUUAAAUUUAACCGAGAAAGGAUCACGUUUUGCCAUUUGCCCUUUCAGAGUAAGUGGCUGUACGUGGGCACAGAAAGAGGGAACAUUCACAUUGUCAAUGUGGAGUCCUUCACCCUCUCAGGCUACGUGAUCAUGUGGAACAAAGCCAUCGAACUGUCCUCGAAGACGCACCCUGGACCUGUAGUUCACAUCAGCGACAACCCCAUGGAUGAAGGAAAACUUUUAAUUGGUUUUGAGUGUGGCAUAGUUGUGCUGUGGGACUUGAAAUCAAAGAAGGCUGAUUAUCGCUAUAACUAUGAUGAGGCGAUCCACUCUGUGGCCUGGCACCAUGAGGGGAAACAGUUUGUGUGCAGUCACUCAGAUGGCACGCUUACCACAUGGAACGUGCGCGCACCUACCAAGCCAGCUCAGAUCAUUACACCGCAUGGUAAACAAGCAAAGGAUGGAAAGAAGCCCGAACCGUGUAAACCCAUCCUGAAAGUGGAGUACAAAACCACCAGAGCAGGGGAUUCUUUCAUGAUACUGAGCGGAGGUUUGUCAUAUGAUACAGUGGGUAGACGAGCCUGUCUGACCGUGAUGCAUGGCAAGAGCACUGCAGUGCUGGAGAUGGACUACCCUAUAGUAGAUUUCCUCACGCUGUGUGAAACCCCAUAUCCAAACGAUUUCCAGGAGCCUUAUGCUGUUGUCGUCAUACUGGAGAAGGAUUUAGUAGUUAUUGAUCUUGCACAAAUCGGGUAUCCCAUCUUUGAGAAUCCAUAUCCCCUGUCCAUCCACGAGUCUCCGGUGACCUGCUGAGAAUAUAUUGUGGACUGUCCAGCUGAAGUCAUCCCUGCACUUUACUCCGUGGGCUCCAGACAGAAGAGGCAGGGCUUCAGUAAGAAGGAAUGGCCUAUCAAUGGAGGUAACUGGUGCCAGGGAACACUAAGUUACCCAGAGAUUAUCAUCACUGGACAUGCUGAUGGAUCAGUCAAGUUUUGGGACGCGUCGGCAUUAAUGUUGCAGGUGCUGUAUAAACUAAAGACACUGAAGGUGUUCGAGAAACCCCGGGCUAAAGAAGAGAAAUCCAGCACUGAGAUUGUAGACGAAGAUCCGUUCGCCAUCCAGAUCCUGUCCUGGUGUCCGGAGAGCCGCGUGCUCUGUGUGGCUGGAGUCUCGGCUCAUAUCAUCGUCUACAGGUUCAGCAAACAGGAGGUCACCACUGAAGUGGUUCAGCUGCUGGAGGUGCGUAUGCAGUGUGAGCUGAAUGAUGUGGAGUCUCCAGAGGGCGCAGGUGAGCAAUCCACCGUUUCCACUCCAGGAACCUCAUCCAGCCCUCAGAGCAGCCUGCCUCAAUCCCACCCCUCCACCAGCAGCAACAACUCCUCCGACGGUCUCCGGGAUAACGUGCCCUGUCUCAAGGUUAGAAGUUCCCCCCUCAAGCAGUCUCCAGGUUAUCAGGUUGAGCUGGUCAUUCAGCUGGUGUGGGUCAGAGGGGAGCCCCCACAACCCAUUACCAGCCUAUCUGUCAACUCUGCGUAUGGCCUAGUUGUUUUUGGCAACGGUUAUGGUCUUGCCGUGGUCGAUUACAUCCAGAAAACUCUUCUUCUUAACGUGAGCACGGCUGAACUCUACUCGCCAUCGGAUCCUCACCACAGACAGCCUCACUCACCACGCAAAGCCAGACAGCCCUCGGCAGGUCUUUGUGAUGGAAAUGACGGACCUGCUGCUCCCGAAGAGAGAUGCAAAUCCCCGACUUCAGGCUCCGGUUCACCGUGCAACUCUGAUGAAGACACCAAACAGAAGUUUAUUACCAAGGUGAUGUCCAAAAGCAGGCUGAUCUCCAAGAGUGUUGCCAAUGACUUUGCUAAGAUAUCCAGGAAAAUUUGCAUGAUUGCUGAUCAGAAAGAUGACGCCAGAGACAACUCGUUCAGCCGCUCGCGCAGCUCCAGCGUGACUAGCAUUGACAGGGAGUCACGCGAGGUCAUUUCCUCCUUCUACUUUUGUGACUCCCUGUCCAAGAAGAGUGAGCUGGUGGCAGUGCCCAGUCUGUGGGUGGGCACAUCUCUGGGCAGCAUGCUGGCUAUUGCUCUCAUGGUGCCCUCCACGCCGGAGCAGAGGUUGCAGCAGUCUGUGGGGAUCUCUUUCUGUGGUUUGGUAGCGCGUUUAAAGGGAGGGAUUUUGCGCAUGGUCCAGCUGGACUCCAGCGGCAUCCUUAUGCCCCACGUUUACGAGCCCUGGUAUGACCCCAACGCCCCCGAGGAGGAGAAAGAGGGACCGAGGAGACGCCGGCCCACCUCCCCUCUGUCGUCUCAGGAGAACCAGGACUGCCAGUACGCUGUGGUCUGCUCCGAGAAACAGGCUAAGGUGGUGGCCCUGCCCUCACAGAAUUGCAUCUACAAGCACAACAUCACCGAGUCGUCCUUCGUUCUCAGAGCGGAUGUGGUGACGGUGAGCGCUGGGCUCUGCCUCACCUGCUUCUGUGCCAACGGACACAUCAUGACCUUGAGUUUGCCGAGUUUGCGGCCUCUGCUGGAUGUCAACUACCUUCCCCUGACGGACAUGAGGAUUGCCAGAACCUUCUGUUUCUCCAACCAGGGUCAGGCCCUGUACCUCACAUCUCCCACUGAGAUCCAAAGAAUCACCUACAGCCAAGAAACAUGUGACAACCUGCAGGAGAUGCUUGGAGAGCUGUUUACUCCCGUGGAGACCCCCGAGGCUCCAAACCGAGGUUUCUUUAAGGGCUUAUUCGGAGGCGGCGCUCAGUCCUUAGACAGAGAGGAUCUAUUUGGCGAGACGACAGCUGGCAAGGCCUCACGCAGUCUGGCGCAGCACAUCCCAGGACCGGGUGGUAUGGAGGGCAUGAAGGGGGCAGCGUCGGGUGUGGUGGGCGAGUUGGCGCGGGCGAGAAUAGCUCUGGAUGAGAGAGGACAGAAACUGGGCGAGCUGGAGGAGAGGACGGCGGCCAUGAUGUCCAGCGCUGACUCCUUCUCCAAACACGCGCAUGACAUUAUGCUCAAAUACAAGGACAAGAAGUGGUACCAGCUCUGAGGUUCCUGCAAGGACUCGGCACACCUUCACAUGAAGACAGCAGAUCCAUCAUCUCGGUUUCUUUCUUCUCUUCCUGUAUAUUUCUCUCUCUGAUGUCCAGUAACUGCCAUUCUCACCCAGCACAACGUCGCUCGUGCUGAAGAAAGGAAAGUAGGGAAGGAACGGAUGGAGCAACACACCGAAAUGUCCUUCCUUUUCUGGUGGCGGUUGAGUUUCCUCUCCUCAAACGGAUCCCAACGCUGGUGCUGCCCGGUCCUGUAUCUUCAUCAGCCAUGCUGUCAUUCUCACUGCCAUUCUGUCUGCGAAGAAAGUACGAAACAAAGCAUUGUGGGACAUUUAGGGGAACGAGACGAUUACUGUGUGAGGAAACCUGGACAUACAGCUCACAAAGGACUAAAGUCUGCAGGAUUGCCAAGCAAAAAGCUUCUGAUAAUCUGUCACUAGGGCAAGCAUAGAUCGUGUCUGUUGGUUUUCAUUUAUAAAGUUAGCAUUUCAAUUUUUUUUGUUUAGGUUAAUUAUAUUAGCCGUUAAAGCAGCCGGAUUGUCUUGCAUACGGUGUGAUGAAGUACCAUUUCAUUUCAUCUCUAAAGGGCUGAAAGUUGCUACAUUAACCACAUAUCAUGUGAUUCUUUUGUCGCGUCAAACUGCAGGCAGGCCUAGGCGAGUGAAGCUGAUCUGAUUAUGUUUAUCGUUUACGUGUUGGUUUACAUGGAUCAGAUCGGACUGAUGUACCUGUGCAGCACCAGACAAACUGAUGCUGUCUGAAGGAAACGUCAAGGGGUAAAUCCCAAGACGCUGAAGGUCACGUUUUACUCUGAAAACAUUAUUUUUAUGAAGGUGAAGCACUCCACAGACGCACAGUUUUCAUUCAUGUAACGUACAAAAACGAUCAUGUUAGUAUCAGUACUGCCUUUAUGAGAUAAAAACAGCGAGUAAUGAGAAUGUAACAGAAGUCCCACAGAUGAAUGGAAUGAUGGGUCACUGCUUAAUUGUCGAAAAUAAUGUCAAAGUGCAAAAAAGAAUUUACACCUUUUGUUUGUUUUGUUUCCUAUUUGAUUUUGGUGUCAAAUGUAACCUGCCUACGUUUUCGUGAGAUUCACAAAGAAAUGUAAGGUAUAUAACUGGUUAUACACAAACAGACUUUUUUUGUUCUGAGCUUUCUUUUUUUUCAUGAAGCGACUCGAGCAAGAAUUCGGAAGCGCGAGGCAUGAAUUUCAUUGUGCCUUCUGAUGAUUGACAUGUAAGAAACCUGUCCUCGUCCCAAGAGCCUAAGAAUGCGACACCUGCGGAAUGCGCCAAGCAUAUGCAAAACAUUUCCCAUGAUGCAACAGCUCCUCUGCUCCCGAAUGAGGAAUCCUGACGGGCAGUCUGUCUGUUUUAAGGGGACUCGCAGUGUUAGAUUUCAUCCUAUUUAACGCAUUGAUUGUUGUCAUAAUCAGUAAAGGACGGAUGGAUUUUUCCUUACGUCAGUUUAUUUUCUAUAAUGCCUUUACAGCGGACUAAUGCAUGAGCCUGUCACCUCUCACAGAGAGUUUGAAUAUAGCUGAAUAUCUCUGUGCCGCAGUGGACAUGACCAAGUACCACUUCAUGUCCAAUGCAACGCGAUACUGUCGGUCAGCAACCCCCCCCCCCAGGGCUUCUUAUCUGCCUUUGCUUUGCGACCCAUGAAUAUAUGCUAACCUCGACCUGUGCGUGUCUAUGUGUGUGUUAGUGAACAUACAUGUAUUCGAUGAUAUGUGUAUGUUCACGUUUAUAUAAACUAAAGAUACAAUGCAUUUGUUGAGAUUUUGAGAGUGUUCUCAAGUCUUUUUCUUAUUUAUGAGGUGCAGGAAAAUGCUGCUAUUUGUGUUGAUUUAGUUCGUUGCUUUCCUAUCAGGCACAUCAAGGCUUUUCUGUUUCUUGUUUUUGUUUCUCACAUUGCUGCCAAUUGUUGUACAUAUGAAAACUUCUGAAGACAAACUUGAGAGUGAUGACGCUGUCUGUCCAUGACCUUGGGAGACUCCAAAGAGUUGCUUGGCUGUAAAUGUCGAUCUUUCGAGAAAGGAAGGGAAGCCUCCCAUCUGCAACGGUUUUUAUUAUUUAAAAUACACAUCGUGGUGUCUACACAUUUAUAUAUAGUGAGCAACUUGGCGUUUGUGUAAAUAUCUACCAGAAGGGCCAUUUGCAAUGACUCUUCAUACACUUCUCUGCUUCAUAUUUUUUUCUUUUCUAUAAGCAGUUCUGUGGUUUUGCACUAUGUGUUUUGAGCUUAUAAGUACAUCCAUGUCAUUUAUUAAUAUUUUUGUAGUUUGUUUUCUCUUUUUCUUUAUUAUUCUUGGUAAGAAUGUUAAUUGUAUUUUGGGCAUAUUUUUAUUUUUUAUGAAGGACCAAAACCAGACAAAUGCUCACAUGUCAGUGGUGAACAUCAUGGGGUGCGUCACACUCUCAGAUUUGUCCUCAUUGUCAGUUUAAUGAUAUUCGAAUAUAUUUAUACAUUUGAAAUAUACAGAUAUAUAUAUAUAUAUAUAUAUAUAAAUGAUUUACUUUUGUUUUUCAGAAAUUUACAAAGGAAUACUUUUAAUAUAUUAUUUGAAAUGAAAGGGUGCGUUUUAAGAUGAUACGUGGCUUGUGUAUAUAUGAAUCAGAUAUGGAAUUGAAACACUUUUAUGGUGAGCCAUUGGCUUGGUUGUCUAAGAAGAACCAGAUGAUUCUGAAUAUUUGAAAUCAUUGGCAACUUCUGUACUGUUUGACCUCUGAUUUCUCUUGCACAAAAGGCAGCAUGAGAUCCUGUGUUUACAAACUUGAAACAGCCUGCAUUACGUUUUUUUAUCAUCAUCGUUUGUUGUUUAUGCUAGUGAGAUGUUUGUAAAUGAACAAAUCGCAAGUAUUUACUCUUUAUUAUAGGCUAGAUUUUUUCCUCAUAGCAUUGCUGUUUAAGUUCAGAUUCUUUAACAUUGUUUGAACGUAACUAGCUGAUAAUGUACUCCAGAAAACAUGCUAUCUGAAGAGUUGAUUUUGUCAAACAAGUUCUUGGGGAUAAAUAAUGUGUGGGCUUGCCGGUUUUCUCCUCAUAGCCAAUUUAUUGUACAGUUUUACUAAUCAAACUUUCACAUGAAUGUUUGUCUUUAUCUGCUGCCGCCCAACAAUUUAGGAAACCUGUUUAUAGACAUAACUGUGCAAUUGAAAAUAAAUGUAAAAGAAA